This is a messenger RNA of Cherax quadricarinatus, 1677 nucleotides long. RefSeq names its product ATPase inhibitor mai-1, mitochondrial-like. The record is from RefSeq and is a predicted model, not a curated record. Gene Ontology annotation, cellular component: mitochondrion. Gene Ontology annotation, molecular function: ATPase inhibitor activity. Lineage: Eukaryota; Metazoa; Arthropoda; Malacostraca; Decapoda; Parastacidae. Gene Ontology annotation, biological process: negative regulation of ATP-dependent activity.
AAUGUGUCAACACUGGUUGUCGUGGGAACUUGUGCUAAUAAUUCGGCAUUUUCCGAGAUCUAAUGGGGUGUUUUGGCCUCAAUAUGUAAUAGGAACCUUUAUUAAUGUCCCCUGCUGAAGAACUGAGACAGGAAAUUUGCAGGACCUCAAGAAUUGCGUGUGGAGGAUGAAAAUAGAGGACUUCAAUGAUUCCUUCCACAACAACACGCCUUAGCUAAAAGGUUGGGCCCGAAGAAGGGGAGAGUAGCUCCAUCUCUUUGGAUCAAGAGCCCUUCAGCAUCAAGGCGACCUCAUCUAAGAGCGCAGUGUCGGAUAUAAUUUGACAUUUUUUGGUCCUGCUGUCAAUAUUAUAAUAUGGGUGAUGAAGCUGGGUGAUGUAGCUGGAUCAGGAGUUGGCGCUGGUGGCGGCACUGGUGGCGCUGUGAGAGAUGCCGGUGGGGCCAUGGGUAAGAGAGGUGUCGUCAUGGAAGAACAGUAUUUUAGGAAGAAGGAACAGGAGCAGCUGAAGCAACUACGUGCUAAGCUGAGAGAGAGUAACCACGUGGUAGGAGAGACAGCCCUCAACGCCUACCUGGAUAGCAUCACCUCCCACGAGGAACACAUCAGGGAGCACCAGCAGGAAGCAGCCUUCCAUCGCGACAUCAUACUCACACACCAAGACAAGGUGCAAUACCACGAGCAACAGAUCGUCAAGCAUCAGGACGCCAUCAGCACACUCACACGCCAAGAUUCACUCACUCGCUGCAUCACCCCCAUCCGUACAUCACCAAGUUGAGUGAAAGAAUUCAUCGCAAUGUUGUUACCACGAUUGUAGAACAUCAAAAAUCCAUCAUUACACCCCAGGCCAUAACCUUUCAAAAGCAGGUGAAGCGUUCUUGCUCUAAGAAAUUGAGCUACCCUCUCCUUCAUAACAAACAUGAUUGUCUUCCAGUUCCCAUUCAGUGUAUAACAUUCACUACUUUAUCGCUUCUCCAUGUUUGUAAUAAUACUAGAUCAGUGACCGCUACCACUGAGUCAAACUUUAGUCACUAAGUAAUAAGACGAACAGAUUCAGUGAGUUAAGAUCAGAAUAGUAAAUGGUGAUAAUUAUUAAGAAAGUAACCUAAUAAUUCCAGUACCAGCGCUAUCGUGCAGGAUUUAUACCACCAAUAUAUAGGUAGAUAUUUAUUAUAUUAAUGAAGGUCAUACAGCACCUGGGGAAUGGGAUGUUAUCAAGUUUCAUCCAAGGAAACAGACGCAGACUUAAAACUCCUUGGAUCAAGUCUUUCACCAUCAUCAAGUCACCACCCUUUGAAGGGAUGAAAAAUAUUAAUUGAUCUGCCUGUUUUAUAUAUACCUUGUUAGUUUAUGUUGUAAAACAUUCACUUUUUCUUAUCUUCAGAUAACAAUUUUCAGUAUUUGAUGAAAAAACGAGAACUCAUUAAGGUCGAAUGUUUAUAUUUAACGAACGGAGGUUUAUGUAAUUUUGAGUUGAAUGAAAAAAAUUAUGUCAAUAUAUCUUGUAGAGUACAAAGCCCCCUGAAGUUAUUCAGAAAAUUGUACUGCUUUCAUAAAGCAUUAUUUUUCUUUAUAUUAUAAUCUUUCUUUAAGCUUCUCGAACUCAAAAUCUUGACGUGAUUUAUGUUGUAAUGACUAGUACUCAGAAAAAGUUUAUACUUGAAUAAAUAUACAUUCUCA